Messenger RNA from Peromyscus californicus insignis, 12828 nucleotides. RefSeq names its product myosin XVB (gene Myo15b). Gene Ontology annotation, cellular component: cytoskeleton; myosin complex. NCBI's taxonomy places the organism in Eukaryota, Metazoa, Chordata, Mammalia, Rodentia, Cricetidae. The record is from RefSeq and is a predicted model, not a curated record. Gene Ontology annotation, molecular function: ATP binding; protein binding; cytoskeletal motor activity.
AACUGUAUGGCCGUGGCAGGCUUCUUGCUAACUGUUCUUACAGCUUAAAUUAAUCCAUUUCUAUAAAUCUAUACCUUGUCACAUGGCUCGUGGCUUACCGGCAUCUUCACAUGCUGUUUGUCAUCGUGGCAGCUGGCAGUGCCUCCCUGACUCAGCCUUCCACUUCCCAGCUUUAUUCUCCUCCUUGUCCCGCCUAUACUUCCUGCCUGGCCACUGGCCAAUCAAUGAUUUAUUUACCAACCCAUCAGCAACACACUUGACAUACAGACCAUCCCACAGCACACACCCACAUACAUAUACACAUAAUUAAAACUAAGAUAAAUCUUUUCUUAAAAAACACAAUCAUUACCAAUAUAAUAUGCAUUACUUCUGGGUCACCAGGAGGACCAGAAAGUCCAUGGGAGCACAGAGCCUUCCCUUUGUUCAUGAGUUUGUCCCAAGAGCUCACAGGACAUGUUGUAAAGAGGUAAACAAGGAACUAGAGUUCUGUUGGUCAGCGAUGGCAGUUCCCCACAGCCAUUCUCCAGCAGGGGUUCGAGCCAGACUGGGAUGGUGUCUCAGUUUAACAUAAGCUGUGUGCCUCUGAGGUCUCAUCCACAGAGUGCAUCUGGGUAGUACCUGCCCAAGGAUUCGGUGAGUUCACAGCAAAACGUUGAAAACAGCCUAGGACAUACUAAGCCCAUGCCUGGGUGUGACCUGCUGGUAUUGUCCAGGACUCUUUCUCCGUGUUAUCUUUAGAAAAUCAUAGUAAUCCUAUAUGGGUCACGGUCAUCAACUGGAUAAAUCUCCAUGAACAGCAUCAUGUGCACCCUGGGGUCCUGCUGCAGACCCAUGCCUUGGUUGUCUGUCUGUCUGUCUGUCAAUAGAAUCCCGUGCUGAUUGCCCUUCCAUGCCUGGCUGCUUUCACGCACCAUUGUUUACAAGAUUACCCAAGUCAUCCCCGUUACUCUCCUAUGUGGCUCUCACUGCUGCGUGAGAAUCCGCUGUGUGAGCGUUCUGCUUUUUACUGGGUGCACAGCCCUUUGAAUAACGAUGCUGGCAGCAGGUAUGUGCCUUGUGUCUGCAGGCACACUGGUGUUGCCCAUGAGCUUGUGGUCCUUUGGGACAGUUGCUUCCUCCUCGUGAGUGUAAAUUGGCACAACCUCUAUGGAAGAAAAUUUAGAAAUCUCUGAAUUACAAAUACACACAGCCUAUGGUCCAGCAAGUCUCCUUCUGGGAGUUAAUUCUACUUGGAUGAAGUUAUUUCCCGGUGCUGUUGGUAACGUUAGCAAAAGAUGAUUACUUGAUGUGAUGAGUGUUUUGCCUGCACAUAUGUUUGUGUGCUGUGUGUGUGCCUGCUGGCCUCAGAGGUCAAAAGAGGGCAUUGGCUCUCCUGGAACUGGAGUUACAGAUGGUUUUGAACCACCAUGUGGGUGCUGGAAACCUAGCCUGGGUCCACCAUAAGAGCAACAAGUGCUCUUAACCACUGAUCCAUCUCCCCACCUCUCUCAUAAGCAAAAGGUGAGAUGAGGUAGCAUCAACUCAGUUUUUUAAAAAAUCCAGGGGGAAAGAAUGGGAGGAGAGGGAGGGAGGAGAAACUGCAGUUGGAAUGUAAAAUAAAUGAAUAAAUUUCAUUAAUUAAAAAAAAAUCCAUGGGUAGCUGGGCAGUGGUGUGCAUGCCUUUGAUCCCAGCACUUGGGAGGCCGAGGCAGGCCAAUCUCUGAAUUAGUUCGGGGUCAGCCUGGUCUACACAGUGAGUUCCAGGACAGCCAGGGCUAUGUAGAAAGACCCUGUCUCAAAAAAUAAAAUACAAAUAAAAGUUUAAAAAGCCAUCCAUCAAAGGGCCUCCAAGCCUCACAGCCUAGGUUAACCCCAGGACCCACCGGGUAGAAGGAAGGAACUGAGUCCGACAUGUUACCUGUCCUCUGACCCCACACGUGAACUGUGGUAUGCAUGCACGCACUACCGUGUGUGUGCGCGCGCGCGCACACACACACACACACACACACUAAAUGAAUACAAUUUUAAAAGCUCUAUCAUCAAUUGGUUAAACUAUAGAACAUUAAUUCAUCAGGAGGCUGAGCAACUGGGGAGGAAGAGGAGGGAAGUCGGCACAUGGUGAUGUUGCUUGUUUUCUUGUUUGUUUGUUUUGGUUUUUCAAGACAGGGUUUCUCUGUGUAACCUGGGCUGUCCUGGAACUCAUUAUGUAGACCAGGCUGGCCUCAAACUCACAGAGAUCCUCCUGCCUCUGCCUCCCAUUGCUGGGAUUAAAGGCGUUCACCAUCACCUCUGGGCUUCUCAACAUGUGUUAUAAAAACCUCUAAGGUAGGGCUGGAGAGAUGACUCAGAGGUUAAGAGCACUGGCUGCUCUUCCAGAGGUCCUGAGUUCAAUUCUGAUCAACCACAGUGACUCACAACCAUCUGUAAUGAGAUCUGGUGCCCUCUUCUGGCCUGCAGGCAUACAUGCAGACGGAUCACCAUAAUAAAUUAAAUAAAUCUUUUUUUUUUGGUUUUUCGAGACGGUUUCUCUGUGUAGCUUUGCGCCUUUCCUGGAACUCACUUGGUAGCCCAGGCUGGCCUCGAACUCACAGAGAUCCGCCUGGCUCUGCCUCCCGAGUGCUGGGAUUAAAGGCGUGUGCCACCACCGCCCGGCUAAAUAAAUCUUAAAAGCAAAACAAAAAAACCUCCAAGGUAAACUGUUGAGUGAACAAAAGCAGCUUAGUUAGCAGAGGACUUGUCUGGAACCCACAGGGGGAACCCUGGAUUCCACCCCCACGAUGAAAAAAAAAUCACAAAAAUCUGUGAGCUAAGUAAGUUUCCACUUGUGUAAGUUGCCUUUGAGGUUGAUGACACGGCUUGAGAGCACUGGCUGCUCUUCUAGGAGCCUGAGAUUGGACUUCUAUCUAGUUCUGUUUCAUAACUCCAGAGGGGUGCACAGGCUUUACCCGGGUUCGAGGUGCAUGCUCCUAUUGCAUGCACUUUUCAGUAGAUUGUAUCUCACAACAGAAAAGAAUGGAACUCCCGAGUGUCCCCUGCAUAGUCCCAUAGCCAUGGUCCCAGCCUCCUGGAAGGCCCUGGGUAGAAGCGCUUUCCUCUGCCGCUCUUGGCAGACAGGGAGUGAGGCUGAAGUGCAGAGCCUGGGCUCCUCAGUCUGGCCUGGUGCCAGGCUGAUCUGAAUGGCAGGGAGUCCUGGCGCCGAUGCCCUGUCCACGGCCUUUGUCCACAGCUGCAGCAUCUCCUCUUUCCACUGCCUCCAAUCCAUUGUUGACCAAGGGGGUCAGGACCCGCUGCCGCCUACAUUAUUGAUGCUGCUGCCUUAAGAGGGAGACUCGGGAUAGACUGAGCCCAUAACCUCGCCGGAGCUGACUGUGUCCAGCAGCGGAGACCUCGGGGCAACCGUGGACAGUCCGAUCAGAAGGCAAAAGGAGCAAGGCAUUAACUGGUAAGGCAAUUAUGGGCGGAAGCAAGGGCAAAGCGCCCCAGCGCCGGGCACGACCCGGGAGGCCAGCCUCAGCGGAGCAGGAGUCGGGGUCCGCCAGCGCUGACAGCGCCCCCAGCCGGGAUCGCAGGCUUGCCCGCGGCAAAGGCCACAAGACCAAGCCCGCUAAGGACCCUGACGCCACCAAAGGCAAGGGGACCACUGGAGGCUGCAGGAAGCCCACUGAAGAGGGGAACCACCGCUGCAGAGGUGCAGGGACUGGGGCAUCACUGGAGACCCGGGAGAGGCAGGGCAGCUCUCAGGGUCGGGGCCACAGGUCCACGGGGAGCCGUGAGCCCGGGGACAGUCAUGGGGAGCUCCCUGAGGAACAGAGACUCCCCGGGGAAGAAGAGUGGACGGUCAAGCGCGGCCGCCACAGAAGAAAGAAGCAGGGACCAUCGGCUCCGCGAGGCCACCGAGAGACUUCUGGCAGGGAUGGGGACACGUCGGGCGGGGAUGGUGGCAGCUCGUGCCUGGACAGUGAAUACCACGAGGCCCUGGACAGCAGCAGCCAGGGUGGUGGAGCCUCGGAGGGGCCAGUCAAGACCAAGACUUCUGACAGGAGCUCAGAAGGCGCCCUUACCAGAAGACCCGAGUCAACUGGCAGCAACCAUCAUGGCAAUGGUGGACACGCCUUGGAGCUCCAGAGCAGGGAAGGGCCGUCGGGGACAAGGACUCAGGGAGCGAGUGAUGAUUCCCGGACAGAUACAGACUCGAGUCCCGGGUGGUCCGGGCACAGACGUCGCCCACGGAAGACCCCAGGAACCUCAAGCCGCAUCCCUGAGUCCCAGGAGACAGAGCUGGCCAGGGAAGCUGCAGUCUCCAGCUCUCUCGAGAAUAGCUGCGCAAGCGCCCCCAGGGGCUCUCAGGGUCCUCAGGACUCCAAAGUGAUCGCAGGCACCAGUGACGUCGGGAAGCAGCCAAAGGCUGAGCUGCAAGGCACUGAGCCUGAGACAGCAGAGGCCCCCAGGGCCCAGCGCCUCCAGGUCGGAGAGGUGGCGGGGAAGGUACCGGUGGUUGUGAGCGAGAGUGACACGGGAGCCAGAGAGGGAGCAGGUGCGGGGGACCGACGACCCCGGGACCCGGCGCCGCUGGCUGCACUCGUGGUGCUCCGCAAGCUGCGCACGAGGGCCCCGGCUGGCACGUCUCCCCAGGUCGCGGGUGGCCUCCACGGGAGCCUCAAGGCGCGGCUGCAGCGUGUGGCGCGGGCCCUGGGCCUCCUGCGCUGGCUGCGACUGCGGGUGGAGCAACGUCGGGGCGAUGCGCCCAGGGCCCGCCCGCAGGAGCGUGAGGAGCGCGGCCGCGAGAGGGCGCUCGAGGCGCGGGGCGGGGCGCCCGGGCCACGGCGCUGGCGGGCCUUACGCCUGGCCUGUCGGGCGGUGCUCCGGGGACCGCCGCGGGCUCCCCCUGGCGGCAGUUCGAGCUCUCCGCAGGCGCUGAAUAGCUCAGGCUCAGACCGCGCAUCAGCCAUCGAGGAUGCAGCUCCAGAUCCAAAGUUCGCGGUGGUCUUCCCCCGGAUCCAUAGUGCGCAGAAGGAGUCGUGCAGCGGCCCCUCAGGAGCAUCCACGGACGCCCCCACUGGGGAAGGCCGCGUUUCGUCUCCUGCAGGGGCUGCAGAGUACAGGGAGGAGCAAGGGGCUAGUGAAGAAGGGGUGCUCAGGUCCCGCCAGGCUCCCUCCUUUUCCUCAUCUGCCCCCAGUGGAACUUCACCGGAAGAGAACCGGAACGAAGCAGAGCCAGAGACCCCAGAAGUUGAGACUCCAGUGCACUGGGCGCAGGGCUCUACUCCCUGCGUAGACCCUGGGCUUGGCGUUGAAACUCUGCUGCCUCAACUUACCUUGGAGACCCGCCUACGGCAGAAUAGCCCUUGCAGGUCCCCAAGGGAGCGGUGGGAACCAGAGGAUGACGCUGAGGCAGCGCUGGAAAGGGAUCUGGAGCUGAGCAUCCGGAAGGACCUAGAGAUGCCACCCUUCCCCGGUGCUAAGACCAGGAGUCUCCCAGAGGGCCUGGAAGACGUUGAGGACCUCGCCCGGCUGCGGCUGGUGUGUGACAGCUCUGUGCUGCUGUGCCUCAAGAAGAGGUUCCACCUGGGCCGCAUCUAUACUUUCGGGGGGCCCCUCCUGCUUGCUCUGAACCCCCACCAGGCACUCCCUCUCUUCUCACCUGAGGUCUUGGCCAGCUACCAUCCCAGGAAGGCCCCGAACACCACUCCACACGUCUUUGCCGUCGGGGCAGCAGCCUAUAGCCUGUCUCAGAGCUCUGGACAGGACCCCUGCAUCCUCCUAGGGGGGCACAGUGGCUCAGGGAAGACAGAGGCGGCCAGGAAGAUCGUGGAGCUUCUAAGCAGCCUGGGGCAGAAGCAGACAGAGGCCAGAGGGGCUCAGCUAAAGGACAUACUGCCCGUGCUCAACAGCUUUGGCCACGCCAAGACCAUCCUCAAUGCCAAUGCCAGCCGCUUUGGCCAGGAGCUAUGCCUCUGCCUGCAGCAGGGAGUCACUGUAGGAGCCUCUGUGUCCCACUAUCUGCUUGAGACCUCCAGAGUAGUGUUUCAGGUAAGGACCCGCCUCCUGCACCCUUCUCGGACUCCAGAAGUUGGAAGGAGGAGGAACCACAGCCCUCAAGCCCUGCUCACCCCUAAGCAAGUUUCUCUCUCCAAGGCCCAGGCUGAGCGAAGCUUCCAUGUUUUUUAUGAGCUGCUGGCAGGGUUGGACCCCAUGGAACGUGAGCAGCUCUCUCUGCAGGGACCUGAGGCCUACUACUACCUCAACCAGGGCAGAGCCUGCAGGCUCCGGGGCAAAGAGGAUGUCCAGGACUUCAAAGGGCUGGUGGAGGCCCUGCGGGUGCUGGGCUUGUGCGCAGAGGAGCUGACUGAAGUCUGGGCUGUGCUGGCCACCAUCCUGCAUCUGGGGAACAUCUGCUUCUCUUCUUCAGAGCGGGAGUCCCAAGAGGUGGCUGCUGUGUCCAGUUGGGCUGAGAUUCACUUGGCAGCCCGGCUGCUACAGGUGCCACCAGAGCGCCUAGAAGGGGCAGUCACCAAGAGGGUCAUGGACACGCCCUAUGGCCGCGUCUCCAGAUCUCUGCCGGUGGAAAGCGCUAUCGACGCCAGGGACGCCCUGGCCAAGACUCUGUACACAAGGCUCUUCAACUGGCUUCUGAAGCGGAUCAACGUGAGGCUGGCUCCACCAAGGGAGGCAGACAGUGUGGGCACCAUCACUGUCGUGGACGCCUAUGGCUUUGAGGCGCUGCGGGUGAACGGCUUAGAGCAGCUGUGCAGUAACCUGGCCAGCGAGCGCCUGCAGCUCUUCUGCAGCCAGAGGCUGCUGGCCCAGGAGGAGGAGGAGUGCCAGCGGGAGAUGCUGAGCUGGGCACCCAUUCCCCAGCCUCCGAGGGAGUCCUGCCUGGACCUCCUGGUGGGCCAGCCCCACAGCCUCUUGAGCAUCCUGGACUCCCAGACAUGGCUCUCCCAGGCCACAGACCACACUUUCCUCCAGAAGUGCCACUAUCACCACGGUGAUCAUCCGAGCUACGCCAAGCCUCAGCUGCCCCUGCCCAUAUUCACCGUGCGGCACUCUGCUGGGACUGUCACCUACCAGGUGCACAAGUUCAUAAGCAGGAACAGGGACCACCUGGACUCUGCCAUGGUGGAGAUGCUUGGACAGAGCCAGCUGCAGCUUGUGGGCAGCCUGUUCCAGGAAGCAGAGGCGCAGGCUGGGAGAGAGCAGAGCAAACCCACACUGGCCUCUCGAUUCCAGCAGGCCCUGGGGGACCUGCUAGCCCGGCUAGGCAGGAGCCAUGUCUAUGUCAUCCACUGUCUCAACCCCACCCCUGGAAAGCUCCCAGGCCUCUUUGAUGUGGGGCACGUGGCAGAGCAGCUGCGCCAGGCUGGUAUCCUGGAGGUCAUAGGCGCCCGAAGUGCCCACUUCCCUGUGCGAGUGCCCUUCCAGCUCUUCCUGGCCAGGUUCCAGGCCCUGGGGUCAGGGAGACAGGAAGCUCUCUCUGACCAGGAGAGGUGUGGUACCAUCCUCAGCCAAGUGCUGGGGGCGGAGUCACCAGUCUAUCAUCUUGGAGCCACCCAGGUCCUACUACAGGAGCAGGGCUGGCAGCAGUUAGAGCAGCUGUGGGCUCAGCGGCGCUCGCAGGCCCUGCUCACUCUGCACCGUGGCCUCCGAGCCUGCAUCACCCGCCAGCGCCUCCGCCUCCUGCCCCGGAUGCAGGCUCGUGUGCGUGGACUCCAGGCCAGGAAGCGAUACCUCCGGAGGAGGUCAGCUCUGGGACAGCUGAACACUAUCCUCCUCGUAGCUCGGCCCCUACUCCAGAGACGACAGAGGCUUCAACUUGGGCAUUCCCGUGGCCCAGACAGCAGGGAGGCCUGGGGAAAACUGUCAAGUAUGGACCUGGGGCGCUUGGAGAUCCCAGCCCAGCUGGCUGCCCUGCUGGAGACAGCUGAAGGCCACCAGGCUGCCCUGACUGGGAGCAUCACAGAGUCCCUGCCACCUGAGAUUCCUGUCCGGCCCAGCCUGACCCUCCCUCCGGACAUUGACCAGUUUCCAUUCUCCAGCUUCGUGUCCUCCAACUUUCAGAAGCCAUAUCUGCCUAGACCAGGGCAGCUGCUGGAUGAGCCCCUGACCCGGAUGGAUGGCGAGAAUCCUCAGCAGGCUCUGGAGAUCAACAGGGUGAUGCUGCGGCUCCUGGGGGAGGGAUUCCUGCAGUCCUGGCAGGAACAGAUCAUGGGCACGUUCCUGAUUCGGAAGGCACAGCACCGGCCGGGACUUCGGGACGAACUCUUCAGCCAGUUAGUGGCCCAGCUGUGGCACAACCCAGAUGAGCAGCAGAGCCAGCGUGGCUGGGCCCUGAUGGCGGUUUUGCUCAGCUCCUUCUCCCCUACGCCUGCCCUGCAGAAGCCAUUGCUCAAAUUUGUAUCUGACCAGGCCCCCCGGGGCAUGGCAGCAUUGUGCCAGCACAAGCUGUUGGGUGCCCUGGAGCAGACACCACUGGCUCCCAUGGCCUCAAGGGCCCACCCACCCACACAGCUUGAGUGGAAGGCUGGAUUGCGGCGGGGACGUAUGGCGCUGGAUGUUUUCACAUUCAAUGAAGAAAGCUGCUCUGCAGAGGUGGAGUCCUGGACCACGGGAGAGCAGUUUGCAGGGUGGAUCCUACAGAGCAGAGGCCUGGAGGUGCCCCCUCGUGGCUGGUCUGUGUCACUGCAUUCUGGGGAUGCUUGGCAGGAUUUGGCUGGCUGUGACUUUGUGUUGGACCUGAUUGGCCGGACUGAGGACUUGGGAGACCCAGCUGGUCCCCACAACUACCCCAUCACUCCUUUUGGUUUAGCUGAGAACAUCCCUCCAGCCCCUGGUGUUCAGGCACCCUCCCUGCCUCCAGGACUCCCUCCGGGACCAGCCCCAGUACUGCCCGGCAGCGGCCCCCCAGGUGAGGCCAGGAAGCCGGGAAACCUGGAUGGUUUCCUGGACCACCUCUUUGAGCCAGUCCUCUCCCCGGGCAUCAGUGAUCUGGAACAAGGCUGGGCCCUGAGUAGCCGCAUGAAGGGAGGGGGCUCCAUUGGGCCCACCCAGCAGGGCUACCCCAUGGUGUAUCCAGGCAUGGUGCAGGCACCCAGCUACCAGCCAGCUAUGAUUCCCGCACCUAUGCCCAUGAUGCCAGCAGUGGGCACAGUCCCAACCAUCCCGGCCAUGAUGGUCCCACCACAGCCACAGCCUCUGCUUCCCAGUUUGGACUCAAGGCAGCUAGCCUUACAGCAGCAGAACUUCAUCAACCAGCAGGCGAUAAUCCUGGCCCAGCAGAUGACCACCCAGGCCAUGAGCCUGUCUCUGGAGCAGCAGAACCAGAGGCGUCAGCACCAAGCUCAGGCCUCUGGGCCUACCACCCAGGCUCCACCCUCAGCCAUGACUCCUAAGCCCAAGAAGCUGCCUACCCCCCAAGAGAAGCCAGAGAGUGACCUAGAACCUUCAGAUGUUUGCUUUAGAGAGGACACUCCAGAGGAGGCUGAAGUUGGGCCCCAGCGCCCCAGGAGCUUCCAACAGAAACGGGACUAUUUCCAGAAGAUGGGGCAAGAGCCCAUCAAGAUGAAGACAGUGAAGCCUCCGGCCAAGGUUCAGAUCCCCCAGGAGGAGACAGAGGAGGAUGAGGAGGAAGCAAGGGCAGAGUUGCCCCCUCCACGUCCUCCCCCAGUUGUGAAGAAGCCAUUGAAACAAAGUAGGACCAAAGCCGUGAAGGAGGGUGAGGUGGAACCAGAAGAGGAUGAAGGGCCGGCCCAGGGCAGGGAGCCCACAGCGCAGAGCUCCACCUCCACACCUCAGCGCCCACAACCCAGCAGGGCACCCACAGUGCAGAGCUCCACCUCCACACCUCAGCGCCCACAACCCAGCAGGGAGAUCCGUAACAUCAUCCGAAUGUACCAGAGCCGUCCGGGCCCUGUGCCUGUGCCUGUACAACCCACCAGGCCUGUCAAAACUUUUCAGAAGAAAAAUGACCCUAAGGAUGAGGCUUUGGCCAAGUUAGGAAUAAAUGGUGCCCACUGGCCUCCAUCGACGGUAUCUCCUAACCUAGAGAAGAGCUCUCUCCCAGAUGUGGCUCCCAAACCCAAGGCUCGACCACGGCUUGAGCCCUCCUUAUCCAUCCAGGAAAAGCAGGGACCCCUUCGGGACUUGUUUGGCCCAUGUAGCCCAAGCCCGCCCACAACUCCGGCACCCCCACCUCCACCUCCACCAGCUCUUCCAUUGCCUCUGCCUGAGGAACCCAAGACCCUUCCAGUGGAGUCUCGUGCCUUGACAGAGCCCAUGAAGGACCAGGGCAUCUCCACUCAGCUUCUUGUGCCCUCUGGUAGCGUGUGCUUCUCCUACACCAAUGCAUCCUGGAAGUUGUUCCUACGAAAGGAGGUGUUCUACCCCCGCGAGAACUUCAGCCACCCCUAUUGUCUCAGCCUCCUCUGCCAGCAGAUCCUGCGGGACACCUUUGCAGAGUCCUGCAUCAGGAUCUCCCAGGAGGAGCGGCACAAGAUGAAAGACCUGCUGGGAGACUUGGAGGUGGGCCUGGACUCCCUUGAGACUGCUGAAGACAGCAUCAGAAAGCGCAUCGUGGUAGCUGCUCGAGACAACUGGGCCAAUUACUUCUCGCGCAUCUUCCCAGUCUCGGGUGAGAGUGGUAGUGAUGUGCAGCUGCUGGGUGUGUCUCACCGGGGACUGAGACUGCUGAAGGUGACCCAAGACCCCAGCUUCCACCUGGACCGGCUGAAGACACUUUGCUCCUAUAGCUUUGCUGAGGUGCUGGGUGUGGAGUGCAGGAGCAGCUCCAUCCUGGAGCUGUCACUCAAGAAUGAACAGCUGAUACUGCACACAGCCCAAGCGAGGGCCAUCAAGGCCAUGGUGGAGCAGUUCCUGAGUGAGCUCAAGAAGGCAAGUGUGGGCGAUCUUGCCCUGCCUGGCUUCCCUGGGUUGAGGCUGCAGAUCUGUCAAGGUUCCUGGUACUCCUGGGUACUGGGUGGGGGGACAUCCAGGGCAGACAGUAGACCACCCACCUGCCUGCAGGACUCUGGCUAUGUCAUUGCCCUGCGCAGCUACAUCACUGACGACCACAGUCUCCUCAGCUUCCACCGUGGGGACCUCAUUAAGCUACAGCCAUCGGUCACUCUGGAGCCAGGCUGGCAGUUUGGCUCUGCUGGGGGCCGCUCGGGACUCUUUCCUGCUGACAUGGUGCAGCCAGCUGCCGCUCCGGACUUCUCCUUUUCCCUGGGACACAGAAACAGCUGGCAGCGCAAGAGUAAGCCACAGCAUCUCAAGGAGCCGGCUCAGGAGCGCCCCACCCAUCCCAGGAGCCAAGAACCCAGUGAAGGCUCAGAGGCCACCUCCUUCACAGCCUACAGCUCUUUGUCUGCUGACUCCCACAACUACACCAUGCAGGAAUUUGCCCUGCGCUACUUCCGGAAGCCUCAUACCUUGCUGACCCAGGCAAGUGGAGGUGCCAAGGAGAAGGUUGCAGCCAGCCUGACUCAGUACACCAAGGAUCCCAUCCAGGAAUCCCUCAUCUGCCUCAGCGAUGAGGACACAAACAGGAAGGCUGUGGCUGGCUUUAAGGCUCUGAUGCAGUUUAUGGGGGACCAGCCUAAGCCCCGGGGCACGGAUGAGCUGGCUCUGCUCUAUGAGCUACUGAAGCUGUGCCAAGAAGACCUCAGGGAUGAGAUGUAUUGCCAGGUCAUCAAGCAAGUCACAAAACAUCCUCAUCCAAAGCACUGUACUCUGGGCUGGAGCAUCCUCAGCCUCUUCACAGGCUUCUUCUCACCGUCCACCACUCUGAUGCCCUAUGUGACCAAGUUCCUGCAGGAUUCCAGCCCUAGUCAAGAGCUGGCCCGGAGCAGCCAGGAGAACCUCCAGCGCACAGUUAAAUAUGGGGGGCGCCAGAAGCUGCCACCACUGGGGGAAAUGCAAGCUUUUCUGAAAGGACAAGCAGUUCGUCUGCUUCUAAUUCAUCUGCCUGGGGGUGUGGACUACAGGACACAUAUCCAGACAUUCACGGUGGCAGGAGAAGUGCUGGAGGAGCUGUGUGGACAGAUGGGCAUCACAGAAUCGCAGGAAGUGCAGGAAUUUGCCCUUUUCCUCAUCAAAGGGGAAGGUGAGCUAGUUCGGCCACUGUCGUCCCAUGAGUACCUCAACAGUGUGGUGACCGACCAGGACAUGAGCCUGCACAGCCGGCGGCUUGGCUGGGAGACCCCACUGCACUUCGACCACCCCACCUACACUGAAACCCACUAUGGCCAGGUGCUUCGGGACUACCUGCAAGGGAAGCUGAUGGCCAGUGCCCAGGCAGAUGCUCAGCUUGCCCGGCUGGCGGCCCUCCAACACCUCAGGAAAGCCAGCAAAGGUCCCCCAUCAGAGCAAGAGCUGCUGGCGUACAUUCCCAAGCCACUGCAAUGGCAGGUGAACAGAGCCAACAUAAAGAGCUUGGUGGACCAGGAGCUGAGACAGCUGCAAGGAUACAGCCCACAGAGAGCACAGAUUGACUUUAUUGAGACCACGGCCCAGCUGCCCCUCUUUGGCUACACUGUGUAUGUGGUGCUGAGAGUGAGUAAGCUGGUUCUUCCUGGGCCUGUCCUCCUGGGGCUCAACCGCCAACACCUUGUCCUCAUGGAGCCCAGCUCCCAGAAACUCUGCUGCUGCAUCCCCCUAAAAGACCUGCAGCGGCUCCACCUGCUCAGCCCACUGGAGGACAACGGGCCCCCUGGCCUGGAACUCAAUUAUGGCUCUGCUGACAACCCCCAGACUAUCUGGUUGGAGCUGCCGCAAGCCCAGGAGCUGCAGCACACUAUUGUCUUCCUGCUGGAGGGCAGCAUGUCCCCCAUGCAGUGGCCAGGCCUCAGCUGA